This is a messenger RNA of Brassica rapa (field mustard), 4911 nucleotides long. Its product is annotated as agamous-like MADS-box protein AGL62. Gene Ontology annotation, molecular function: RNA polymerase II cis-regulatory region sequence-specific DNA binding; DNA-binding transcription factor activity, RNA polymerase II-specific; protein dimerization activity. NCBI's taxonomy places the organism in Eukaryota, Viridiplantae, Streptophyta, Magnoliopsida, Brassicales, Brassicaceae. Gene Ontology annotation, biological process: regulation of transcription by RNA polymerase II. The record is from RefSeq and is a predicted model, not a curated record.
CUGCAAUAAUCUACUUCUCUCUCGACUUCCUCUCAGCCGCCGAGGAAAAAUAAAAAAAAAGUUUAACAGAUCUAUCUCCGGUCCGGCUACGUCCGGUGACCGGAGGGUCCCCUCUUCCUCUUUUACUUUUUUUUCUCUUUGCCUUCUCGUUUUUUCUCCAAACCCUAAGGCGAGAUACGUGCUGUUCUGGCUUGUCGGGGUGACUCCGGAGACUUGUCUGGUCAAGGGGCCAUCUCACGGCGUUCUUGGAGGAGCAGUGAGUCGUAGGAAGGCGGAAUCGAGGCAGGUCGGCUUUUAGGGUUGAGAGGAGACAACGAAUCGAUUUUCCGUUUUAGAUCUCGGACGCUCCUCUCACGCCGAGGGCUUUGUUAGAUCUGAUUUUCCCUUUUGAGAUCUUCGACAAAGCCCUCUCGACGACGGCGCGUGACAACGGCGAGACGUCUCCUCAAUGCCGGAUCUACCUGUCCCUGCGAUGGUGAGACGACUGUAGGAGUGACUCAACAGACGACGGAAAGAAGCUGUCUUUCUUCGAUGCUCGGAGUUGACGCCCGGUGAGAGUCAUGUCAAUGGAGCUAGUAAACAAAGGUGAAGCAUUUAUGGAUGAAGCGACAGAGAUCCUCAUCUCAGCGUCAAUGACAGUGGUGUGGUUACGCCGGUGGUAUGGUCUUCGCUUUUCUUGAAGUUGCGAUCUAGUAUACCCAGUUCCGAUGUACUAGUCAAGGUUCAUCUUUUAGCUUGGUCAUGGUGUUUAAGCUUCAGACUAUGAAGCACUAUAGUGUCAGUCGGAAGGAUUGAAAGUUUGGUCGGAAUGCACAUAUGUUGUGGUGAGAGUUGGUUUAGCAGAUUAUUCGUAGAGUGGUGGAUGCAGUGAUUGCUUAUCGAUUCGGUUCUUAGACAGUGUGGAUCUGUCUGUCCGUCUGGUAAGGCCUCGUUUUAGUUGGGAAGGUGGCUGGACUUCUAUCUCGGAGGAAGUGGACGCGAAGCGCGUCACAUCCGUAUCCAAAGGUUGUAUGGAUCGAGUAACGAUUCUCCCUGUUGGGUUAUGAAGUCGCAGUGUUUUGGUUCUUGGACGGUAUCGUCUGGCGUGCAUGUGCAGCAGCGAUAAGUCGUGGUGCAGGAGGUGGAGUUAUCGUGUGGCGGGCUAUGGGCAGCAGCGGCAAUUCCCGAUCAGUAGCCUUUAUAAAGGUUUUAAAUCUGCUAAAUUAAAUUUCCGAUCACUAUCGUGUGUUUUAGCUUUUAUCCAGUAUUAGUGUCGAGUAUGGCCUUUUGUUUUGGUACUUUAAGUUCCCCUUGUGUGGGUUUUAGCUGCCGCCAUCAUGUGGGCUCUCGUGUAUGGAGUUUGUCUAUUUAUCUCGUAGUUUAUGUUUUAAGUCGUCCUGGUAUGGGUUCUAGCAGCCGCCUCCAUGUGGGCUUUUGUAUGUUUUAUGGAAUAAAAUGAAGUACUUUUCCGAGAAAAAAAAAAAAAAGAUGCAGAGGUAAGAUAGUAAAGACACUCCUUCAAACUUCUUCUAAUAUAAAAGACGAAUAGUCUCAGAGGAAGGCGAUUUUACAUCUAACAUAUCAUAUAAAGGAUGACUGUGAAUAGAAUUCCAAUCUCACUCAUCUAGUAUAUAAGCAUGAACCAUUUAAACAGGUAUAUGCAUUUAAGAUAGAGAAAAUCGAUAUACAGAUGAAAUUUCUCACCUAAAACCAUAUAUACUUUCCCAAUCACCACUCUUAAUCGAUUAUUUAACUUAGCCAUCGAUGAGUUCCUAACUCUUAUAUAAUAUAAUAUAGUAAGUAUUUUUUUACGAAAACUAUAGUAAUAUUUACAUUCUGAAAAAAUAAAAGUAUUUACAUUUUGUAUCUCCUUAAAUUUUUAAAAUUCGACUGAGUUGUAUGUUUGGAACUCAUGAUGAUUACUUUUCUCUAAGUUUUCCAAAAUAAUAAGAAAGUAUCGAGAUGGUAUUAUCUUUAGGUAAAUUUCCUUGUACUAGACAAUUACUCUAAUAUCUUAAGUCAUAUUCUCCUCGGGUUUGUGGUUAAAUGGGUGUAGACGGUCCUGGUAGAAUGCAAUAGAGGCAGUAAUCUCCGGUGGAAACUACUGAACGACGGUAUUGUCGGUCUUUGACUCUUUCUCGUACCGUCAGUGGUUUCUUUUAUCAAGCUUGCUCUGGGUCCGUGGUUGGAUUCUUUGCUUUAGUUCAAUCUGGGUUGUCGGUUGGAAACUGUAGGAACCGUAGUAUUCAGGGUUUGAGGGUGCCCUUUUUUCGAUAGCUCGCGGCAACUAGUCGGUGUUCUCAUCUAGUUCUAGAGUUGUAAGGUAUGUCCUCGUCUCGCUAUUACUCCAUUUGAACGCUUGCGCUGCGUUGUUGUUAGGUCCGGUCCUUUGCUGAUGUCGUUAGUGUUCUCUUGUGGUAUUGUUGUUUAUUUUUUCUGCUACUAGUCAUCUAUUGUAACCUCUCUCAAAAAAUCGGUAAUAAUAUCUAACAUAUUUACUAAAAAAAAAAAACUUUUGACAAACAAUAUCAUUUCAAAAGACAUUAUAAUAAUAACAACAUAUUGUUUUUUCAUUUUCCUCCGUGGGUCUCCUCCAUAUAUUAAGGACCUUGGUAAAUUUGAGCAAGAUUAUAACAGUUGGUGGUAAAAUCUUCUUUGUAGGAAUAAGUUAGUUGGAGCUGUAAACAGUUAGUUGAUGACCGUUAGGUUUAACACCUACGUUUCAAUUUUUCCCCGGGAGAGAGAUUAAAAAACAGAGGAAUAGAGAGAAAACAAGAGAAAGAUAAAAGAUCAAUGGCAAAAUGAAGGAAGAAGAGAGACAUGGUUCAUCAUCCGAUUCUUCUUCGUCUUCUCUUCCUGUGAGCUACGGAGUUGACUAUGAAAAAUACAACUUCUCCUCUUCUGUUUCUUCUCUUUCUCGACCGUUUUCUCCGGAAGGAUCAAGCAACAAGAGCUGUGUUCUGGAAAAUAAUCUUUCCUCUGUUUUCUCGUUGGACCAUGACGACAGUCUCCCCAUCUUAUCUAGAGAUAGACCAUGUUCUUGUGUCCAUCAUGUCUUCCAGUGGAUUCUGCAGAGGUGUUGUGGCUGUUUCUGUUAGCCUUUCUUUUGCCUCUCUUAAUACCUCUAGCUUAAUAUGAUACCAUCAUUGUAGGACUUGUUCUACUCUUUUCAAUCUCUUCUUAUGUCAUAUUGCAAUUUGAAUGAAAUGAAAGCGUAUAUUAAAGCUAAAACCACUAAAACACAGUUUACAUGCAAUAUAUCUGAAUUGCAGUUUUAUGUUGUGAAUUAAAACUGUUGCAAUAUGGAAGGUCUAAUCCGGAUUCACUUGGCAUAGGAAAGUUAGCUGUAACCAAUUCUUAACCCAAUCUUUGAUAUUGGAAUCUUGUUUUUUUUUCUCUCUCUUUGGAACAAAGUGUAGUUUGAGUAAGGUAUUGGCAAAGUAUUGAUUUACCAUUGAAAAUGAUGGACCACUAAUCAGCGACUGUGAGAACCAAAACCAACCCCAAUCUGAUUUGCAUCAUAGAUAUACUAGGAUUAAUGGAUUUUUGCUUUAAAUUUUAUCAAAUCAAUAUGUUUUUGCACGUAAAAGAGACAUUUUCUGUAGUUGAUCUUAAGUCACGAGGUCCGCUCUACUUUUCCACAGUUUAUUAUAUUUUCAAUAUCACUCAUUUCAGCCAUGUUCAAGAUAAUAUGCUAACAUUCUUGAGUCAAACCCCCGCCGUUUUGCCUCUUCCUUUUGUAUUUAGAUUUUGUUAUUCCCACGUCUAUAGACAUGACCAUCCACCAAUGGGUCACCGCCUCUGGUAAAAGGAUCAGACGCUAACCCACCACCUCUCACCAGCCUUCCUCACCUCCCCAAACCGGCAAACCUCUGCAGCCGAUUGUGGCGCUCCCUCAUGAGGAACACCGCAAGGGAGUUUAAAAAAUAUCACUUGUUUUCUCUUAUAUAUUUAAGUUAAGCAUGACAAAAUAAACCCAAAAAAUGAUUUUUAUGAAAAAUGCUGAUUUAAUUGAAUGACUGAUAAUUGAUCGUACAUCAGUUAUGAGAGCUAUAAUGAGUGAAACUACAAUUCAAAAUAGUAUUCCUUACGUAAAUUGAUUAAAAACAAAACAGAAUCAUGUUCUUUUGUAUAUCAUUUUGGCCCUAAGUUAAUGCUAACGCAUUAGUCAGGACGAAUCAUUUCACCUCCAAAAAUGACUAAUUUGGCUUGCUUUGUCGUGAACGGAGAAUAAUCCUACUCUCCUCUGUGUUCGUUUGGGACUGUGAUUAUAACAGAGAAUGUACCAAUAAUGGCUUCAUUUAAAGCAUUAAAUGUGAUCGAACCUAAAACAGUGGUUCUAUAACUACAUGUAAUACUUAUAGAACCACUAUAUAUAUUGAAAACAUUAGUUGUACAUAGUGUUGAACUAUAAUUUGAUUCAAAAAAAAAAAAAAUAUAAUUAACAAACCAACACAUAUAUUGUUUGUAAGCAUUGUUGAAGAACAAUAGAUUCGCUUGUUAAUAAGGAUUGGAAAGAAUUUGAAAGCCUCUAAAACAAGUACUUACGAAAGAAACAUUUAUCACCGUUUUGACCCCUAACUCGUUUGGGAUCGUUUGUAAACCUCAUUUUUACUGCCAUUUUUCAUCCUAAAUGUAGGAACAUGUUCUCAGAGAGUAGUAUAUUUUCUCUUAUUAUCAAAUAGAAGUUAGCUAAAAGAAAUGUUAUAUAUGAAUUCUGAAAGAAAAUCAUAUUAUUCAAAAUGUAUUGUAACUAGAAAAAGAAAGGUGGAUGAUUCAGUGAUAAAUUAGGUUUAAACAUUACGAAAUCAGGCAGUAAAAACACGACUACUUCUGUUGGAUUGAUUUAUUCAACCAAAGGAAAAAAAAUCACGUUGUGUCGUUACAAUGAUACAGAUUCCUAUUUAUUGAUAAUAGAUCUUAGAGGAUCAA